Messenger RNA from Rotaria socialis, 1122 nucleotides. The record is from the annotation of a GenBank genome assembly. Lineage: Eukaryota; Metazoa; Rotifera; Eurotatoria; Philodinida; Philodinidae.
AUGAUAUCGAACAAUGAAUCUUCACUUUUCUCAUUAUUAAUUCGUAAAUCAAUUAUUGAUCCUCGUACAAUACUCAAAACUUGUCAUAAAAACUGUAUGUAUAACACAAAAAACGAAAUUUCUACACAAUGUCAAAAUUCAAUGAAUACUUGUACAGACGAGCAAACACAAGUUUCGCAAUCAAAUGAAUCAAAAGAUACUCAAACUUGUUAUGUUUGUUCGCCGAAUUUGAUUAAAAAACAUCGAUCAAUGAUUUUAUCGAAAGAAAAACAUAAAUACAUAUUGAUUAAUCCAUAUGCAAUUAUUGAUCGAGUGUAUCAAGGUGAACAAUGUCUUAGAUUUCUCUACAAGCAAAAUCGAAAACUCGAUUUAAUCUACACAAACUUUCUUAAAGAUCUACAGAAGUAUACGGAUAAUUUUCUUCUUCCUCUCCAACAAGAACAUUGUCUAUAUGGUAUUUACCGACGAGACAUGAUUCGAUAUAUGAUAAUAUUACAGGAGCAUAUUAAUGAACUUCGAACUAAAUUAAAUAUUCUUCAAGAAGCGAAUAAAAAUUUUGCUUUAUUUCAAAAACAUUUUCAUAAAAUCGUACAAAGUAAAUCGGAUUUAGAAAAUCUAUUACAUAAACACGAUAAACAUAUCAAGCAAAAUUUUGAUCGAAGCGGACCAAUAAAAUAUCAAGAGCAAUUCUGUAAUACCUAUCAAACAAGUUAUAUUCAAUUGCAAACUAUUGAACAACAACGUCUUUUGGCUAUUCGUGAACAGAUGCGAUUUGCUAUAAAUUUAACAAUGAUGUCAACAGAUGACUAUAAUUUAUUCGCUUCAAAUAAUUUUGAUGAUUUAUUAACUAUGUGGAAUCAUCAACACAUCAUUUCCAUAGAUCAUUGGACAGAUUUCUCACGUCGAUCAACCACAUCGCGCCAAGAUAAUUCGUUCAAUUUACUCGAUGAAAUCAAGCAAGUUAUAAACGAAUAUUAUAAUCAUCGACAAACAGUAUCGAAUAAUAAGCAUCUGACAUUCAACCGUAUCUCGGAUCAGUUAAACACAAUUGAUAAUUCAAAUGAUGAUUUUCUUAAACGAAUUGAUUCGAUUACAUCGAAUAUAACCUAUACUCAUAUUUAA